Molecule: messenger RNA, 1890 nt
Organism: Elaeis guineensis (African oil palm)
Lineage: Eukaryota; Viridiplantae; Streptophyta; Magnoliopsida; Arecales; Arecaceae
Product: phosphoinositide phospholipase C 2
Biological process (GO): phosphatidylinositol-mediated signaling; release of sequestered calcium ion into cytosol; lipid metabolic process
Cellular component (GO): plasma membrane
Molecular function (GO): phosphatidylinositol-4,5-bisphosphate phospholipase C activity
Source: RefSeq, a predicted model, not a curated record
CCCUCUCCUUUCUAAUGACGACGUACAGAGUUUGCUUCUGUUUCCGGCGACGGUUCCAGCCGGCGUCGAACGAACCGCCGGAGAGGGUGAAGGAGGUGUUCCGGAAGUACUCGGAGGGCGGGGUGAUGGGGGUGGAGCAGCUGCAGCGGUUUUUGGUGGAGGUCCAGGGGGAGGCCCAGGCCAUCAGGGAGGACGCGCAGGCCGUGAUCGACGGCAUGAGGGAGUUCAAGCACCUCAGAGUUUUCCAGAAGAAGGGGCUCUCCCUCGAAGCCUUCUUCCGCUAUCUCACCGGCAACGACAACUCUGCCCUCUCCCAUUCUCUUGGAGUUCACCGAGAUAUGAGUGCUCCCUUGUCACACUAUUUCAUAUAUACAGGCCAUAACUCCUAUUUAACAGGAAACCAACUCAGUAGCGAAUGCAGUGAUGUCCCUAUAAUAAAAGCACUGCAAAGAGGAGUGAGAGUAAUUGAAUUGGACAUAUGGCCAAAUUCUACGAAAGAUGAUGUGGAAGUGCGUCAUGGGGGGACACUGACCACUCCUGUAGAACUUCUUAAAUGUUUGGAGUCCAUUAAAGAGCAUGCCUUUAGCGCAUCUCCAUACCCGGUCAUAAUUACUCUUGAAGAUCAUUUAACUCCAUAUCUUCAGGCUAAAGUGGCUGAGAUGAUAACUCAGACUUAUGGAGAAAUGCUGUUUACUACAAAAUCAGAAUUUUUGGAAGAAUUCCCUUCACCUGAAGCAUUGAAGAUGAAAAUUAUAAUAUCAACCAAACCACCAAAAGAAUAUCUUGAAUCCAAGACCAUCAGAGAACAAGACCAAGCAGUACAAAAGGUAGCUGAAGAUGAAGCAUGGGGUAUGGAAGUCCCAGAUCUUAAAGCUGAAAUGAGUGCUAUAAGUAAGACUGAGCAUGAACAUGGUGAACACCACCAUGAAGAAGAAGAUCCUGAUGAAGGUGAUAAAAAACCGCAUGAGAUAAUUGCACCUGAGUACAAACGUUUAAUAGCAAUUGCUGCCAGGAAGGGAAAGGGAGAACUAGCUGAUACAUUUAAGAUUGAUCCUGAUAAAGUGACUCGUCUUAGCUUAAGUGAGAUAUUGUUUCAAAAGGCUGUAACGUCUCAUGGAACUGAAAUUGUCAGGUUCACUCAAAAGAAUCUAUUGAGGAUUUACCCAAAAGGUACACGUAUCACCUCCUCUAAUUACAGCCCAAUGCUUUGUUGGAUGUAUGGAGCUCAGAUGGUUGCAUUAAAUAUGCAGGGGUAUGGGAGGGCACUCUGGUUGGUACAUGGGAUGUUUAGAGCUAAUGGAGGGUGUGGUUAUGUAAAGAAACCAGAUUUUCUGUUGGAUAAUGAUCCAGAUAAUGUAUUCAAUCCUAAAGUCACAUUGCCAGUUAAGAAAACAUUGAAGGUGAGGGUAUAUAUGGGAGAUGGAUGGCGCUUUGAUUUUCAUCUCACACACUUCGAUACAUACUCACCACCUGACUUCUACACAAGGGUUGGCAUUGCUGGAGUCCCAGCUGAUACAACAAUGAAAAGAACAAAAGCAAUUGAGGACAACUGGACACCAGUUUGGGAUGAAGAGUUUGAAUUCCCCUUGACUGUUCCAGAACUGGCUUUGCUUCGAAUCGAAGUUCAUGAGUAUGAUAUGUCUGAGAAGGAUGACUUUGCUGGCCAGACUUGUUUACCUGUGUGGGAGUUGAGGCCAGGGAUUCGGUCUGUCCCGCUCUGUGAUCGCAAGGGAGAGACUUUGAAGUCUGUAAAACUACUAAUGCAUUUCGAAUUCAUUUGAGAUCCCUGCAGAUUCUUGUAGCUGUGUUAACAAAGACUGAUGUGUACAUAUGAUUGAAAGGCUUUCGACCUCCUGUUCUUAUAUUUGAACUAUUAUACUACUUAUUCCU